GCUUUUCUCAGACCCGAAUUUAGGAGCGAUUCUGGGGCGUUUUCACUCCUGGAAGUCCGGAACACACACCGCAGCAAGAAUUAAUGCUGUCUUGUUCCAAAUGUUUGUCUACUUCUGGUCGAAUUUUCCACUUGGCUGAAGUUUAUUUCUGCAAACAUCCAGUCAGAAAAUUACACAAUAAAUUGAUGUUCAGCUUCUAGUAGGUGAAGCACAAGGCACACAAAAAAGAAUCUCCAGUACGUACAAAAUCCAUUUGGUACAUCACACAGAACAAUGAUGCCAAGUCCAGGCAAAGAGAAAACUCACCACUGUUUAGAUUGUGUGAAGUGUGAUCUCAAAAGACACCACUUCAUUUACACAGGAGAGAAACAGUAUCAGUGCUCAGACUGUGGGAAGCGUUUUAGUUAUCACAGUGCUUUCAUAACACACCAGCGCAUUCACACAGGAGAGAAGCCGUAUCACUGCACAGACUGUGGAAAGAGUUUUAAAGUACAGAGUACUCUCCGAAAUCACCAGCGCAUUCACACAGGAGAGAAACCGUAUCACUGCUCAGACUGUGGGAGGAGUUUUAAUCGACUGGAUACUCUCAAAAUACACAAGCUCAGUCACACAGGAGAGAAACCGUAUCACUGCUCUGACUGUGGGAAACAUUUUAGUAAUCGCAGUGCUUUUAAAACACACCAGCGCAUUCACACAGGAGAAAAACCGUAUCACUGCACAGAGUGUGGGAGGAGUUUUAAUAAGCGUAGUGAUCUCACAAGACACCUGCGCAUUCACACAGGAGAGAAACCACAUCACUGCACAGACUGUGGAAUGAGUUUUAUUCAACUGGGUUCUCUUAAAAUACACCAACGCAUUCACACAGGAGAGAAACCACAUCACUGCUCAGACUGUGGGAAAAGCUUUGAUGGACAGAGUGAUCUCAAAAAACACCAGCGCAUUCACACAGGAGAGAAACCAUAUCAGUGCUCAGACUGUGGGGCGAGCUUUAAACGACUGGAUACUCUCAAAACCCACCAGCGUGUUCACACAGGAGAGAAACCAUAUCAGUGCUCAGACUGUGGGAAGAGCUUUAAUCAAGUGAGUACUCUCAACAUGCACAGGCGCAUUCACACAGGAGAGAAGCCGUAUCACUGCUCAGACUGUGGGAAGAGUUUUACUAGAAUGAGUGCUCUCAACAUACAUGUGCGCCUUCACACAGGGGAGACACCAUAUCACUGCACUGACUGUGGGGAGAGCUACAGGUGUUUAGUUACAUUAAGGAAACACAAGUGCACUAAAAAAUUAGCAAUAACCCUUUCAGAGCAUAUUCUAAAGUAGACUGAAGAGGGGCAGUUGAAGAAAGUCCACCGAAACUCUCUGGAUUGUUAUCAGAACGCUUGUGCUAGGUUGGGAAGAACCGAGUAUGGAAAAAGAAUUGAGCUCAUUUGGAAGGAUUUAUAUAAACUAUGGGACAUCAAACUGACUUGUGCUCGUAACCUCUGUUGAGAAUGGACUUCCAAUGAUGUAGGAACUCUUAAUGUAAAAUAGCUAAUCAUAAGCAAAUAUUUAUUUGAUCAGUUACAUGAUAUCUUUGAUUUCCAUGGGUACUCUCAAACCCUCACUACGCUUUUCUCUCACUUUCUCUGGGUUGUAAAUGUGUUGAUCUGUCUAUGAUUUUACUUUGUUUUACUGUAUUUUCAUGCUUGCAUUUUUCAAGUAUCUGUAAUGCUGAAACAAGUUUUUUUUUAAAUAAACUAAAACUUUUAAAUUUGGA
This is a messenger RNA of Astyanax mexicanus (Mexican tetra), 1756 nucleotides long. RefSeq names its product zinc finger protein 239-like. The transcript has 2 exons. NCBI's taxonomy places the organism in Eukaryota, Metazoa, Chordata, Actinopteri, Characiformes, Acestrorhamphidae. Gene Ontology annotation, biological process: regulation of DNA-templated transcription. Gene Ontology annotation, molecular function: DNA-binding transcription factor activity, RNA polymerase II-specific; RNA polymerase II cis-regulatory region sequence-specific DNA binding. The record is from RefSeq and is a predicted model, not a curated record. The coding region runs from base 274 to 1320 and encodes 348 amino acids.